This is a messenger RNA of Chroicocephalus ridibundus (black-headed gull), 2878 nucleotides long. RefSeq names its product tetratricopeptide repeat domain 14 (gene TTC14). Gene Ontology annotation, molecular function: protein binding; nucleic acid binding. The coding region runs from base 32 to 2392 and encodes 786 amino acids. The transcript has 12 exons. Lineage: Eukaryota; Metazoa; Chordata; Aves; Charadriiformes; Laridae. The record is from RefSeq and is a predicted model, not a curated record.
GGUUCCGGUUCCGGUUGGCCGUGGCGGCGGGAUGGAUCGGGAGCUGCUGCGCCAGGCGUUGAGCUACCACGGCCCUGAGCUGCUUGAGCUGCUCCGCGCCGAGCAGCACGACAAUCCCGACUUCCGCGGGCUGCUGCCGCCGCCGGGGGCUGCCUUGGAGCCGCCCCGCGGGGCCCCGCGCCCGCCGGCCGACUGGAGAGAGGAGACGAGCCUUGACACCGAGAUAAAGCGCUUUAUUGCCAAAAAGGCUGAUCUCCUCUUUGCCCACUCGUGGAAGCCCAACGGGCCUCCCUCCGACACCAUCGAAGAGAAUGAAGAGUAUUAUGCUGUUAUGCCUCCCCUGGAGCGGUUCAUGGACGUUCCCAGGGAAGACAGGAGAGAAUUUUUUUUCCGAGACAUUGAACGCGGUGAUAUCGUCAUUGGCAGGAUUACUUCUAUUCGCGAAUUUGGCUUUUUCAUGGUGUUGAUUUGCCUGGGAAGUGGUAUCGUACGGGAGAUUUCAGAUUUAGAAAUCACUGCUCUUUGUCCUUUGAGAGAUGUGCCUCCUCAAAGCAACCAUGGAGAUCCUUUAUCUUAUUACCAAAAUGGAGACCUUAUUCGAGCUGCAGUCAAGGACGUUGAUCGUUACCAUGAGAAGCUCACGGUGUCACUUUACAGCUCAGCUCUUCCACCCAAUCUUUCCAGUACAAAACUAGGCGUAAUUACUUCUGAUGACUUCCCGUUACAUUAUAAGCGAAGCAUGGAAGUUGCUAAUACAGCGGAGACAUUUGAAGAGGUUUUGCAUCGUUCCCCAGGAUUCGCUAAUCCAUCGUUAGUUGAAUACUUAGCAGAAAAACUAGGACUAAGUGAAUCAAAUCCACCGUCUUUGAUGAGAAGUCUUCAAAUGAAAAAUUUUAAUGAAGAAGAUUUUGCUCCUGCGUUGAGGAAAAAGCAAUCAGCAUCUUGGGCCUUGACAUGUGUGAAGGCUGGGGUUGAUUAUUUCAAGGUUGGGCGCCAUGUGGAAGCCAUGAACGAGUAUAACAAGGCUUUGGAAAUUGAUCCACAAAAUGUUGAAGCUUUGGUAGCACGGGGAGCUUUGUAUGCGACAAAAGGAAGCCUGAACAAAGCCAUAGGGGAUUUUGAGAUUGCUUUAGAAAACUGUCCUACCCAUAGAAAUGCAAGAAAAUACCUCUGUCAGACACUGGUGGAAAGAGGCGGGCAGUUGGAAGAGGAGGACAAACUACUAAAUGCUGAGAAUUACUACAAAAAAGCCUUAAGUUUGGAUGAGACUUUUCAGGAAGCAGAAGAGGCCUUAACGAAGCUCCGUAAGCACAUGCAGAAAUCUUUGGAAAUGAGGGAGAAACAAGCUGCCAAAGAAGAGAGACAGAAAGAAAAGAAAGUAGAAACAAGUGCAGAAAAAUUGCGUAAGCUUUUAAAAGAAGAAAAAAGGUUGAAGAAGAAAAGGAAAGUAUCAACUUCCUCUUCCUCCUCCUCCUCCUCCUCCUCAUCAUCAUCAAGUGAUUCUUCAUCAGAUGUAUCAAUUUCUUCUUCCUCCUCUUCCUCUGAUCACAAGAAACGUAGGAAAAAGCGUCGGAAUAGAUCUGAGUCUGCCCGCAGGUCCAAAAAAAGCUCAUCUAGAGCUUCUUCCCAUUAUAAAGAUCAGGUUAGGAAAGAGGAGUGGUAUUCGCCUCCGGCUGAUACCUCUGCUUCCUUUCUUAACCAAAGUUUUGAAGUGGAGAAACUGCUGGAAAGGCAGGACAGCUUAGAGUGUCCAAAAACAGAGGUAAAAGAGAAAGACAGACACUGUUCUUUUUCGAGGACUUCAGGUGAUGAUGAAGACACUUUUGGAGGUAGGUCUGAAGAUUCAAGAGAUUCUCACAGUAGUUCCAGAACUCUGCCAAGCAGUAGCAAAACCGAAAAAUAUGGUAAAACUGAUAGAUUUUUCUGCAGUUGGAGGGGUUCUUCAGGUUCAUAUCAUAAGUCAGAUGAUAAACCCAGGAUGCAUUAUUUUAGGAAAUUAGAAAGGGAUGUAGAGGGGAGAAAAGAGCAGUUUAAAAAAUACGGCUUGGGUCAAGACAGGUAUUACAUGUCUCCAGCAAGGCCUGAGUAUUGUGGCAAGUCAGUGGGAAGGUACAGAUCGUAUUCGAGCACUUGCUUACGGGAAGGUGAUAAAAGUUACGAUAGUGAUAGGCAUGUGUCAAGUCAGCAUAAAACCGAGAGUGAGUAUAAGAGUAGGAAAAGAAGUUAUGAGGAGACUGAUAAAACAAAGGAACCGGAUGAGGAAGUGUCUUUAAAUGGUACAGCACAAACCGAAAGCGGCAUUAAAAGAAACCUGCCUCAGAACUUAGUUAACAUAUUUAAUCAGAUAGCUGAGUUUGAGAGGGAAAAAGGAAGUAAGCAGAAGAAACAGUAAAGUACCUAAGAAAGCUCUGUUCUGAUGAGUGCAGCUAAAUGAACUAUCCAAGUAUCUCUUGAGGAAAUGCAUACGAAGAGUGACAGAAAGGCAGAAUUUGUCCUGCUUGCAGAAUGUCGAAGAGUUCUUAAGGUAAAGAUUGUAUGGUGGGGAGCGAUGCGAGGCUAUCUUACGUAAAAUAUCAGUUCUUUAAAAUCUAAGUUUCCUGUGCUCUUAACUUGGGAUGUUCCUGUAUGAUAUUCUCUGUCUGAUGGGUUGAAAUCCUUUGAUACCCCCGGACUGCAGUUAGUUGUGGAACUCGCAUCAAAUACGCACUUUAACAACAGAUGGGUUCUGUUUGGUUUUUUCGUCCCCUGGGGUACUAUUGACUGCUGUUAUUUUUGUAUCAAAUUAAACUUCCAGCUAUAGAAAGGGGAUAACUGAAUGAAAGUCCUGUGCCAUCACUGUAUAUAGCCCACUUGCUCAUUAAAUUUUCUUAAUUUUUCU